GAGGAGUGCCAGAAUUACAUCCGUGUUCUACUCGUCAACGGUGACAGGCUGUUUACAUGCGGGACAAAUGCAUUCACUCCAAUUUGCACCAACCGCACGCUGACUAACCUGACCGAGGUCCAUGAUCAAAUCAGUGGGAUGGCACGGUGCCCCUAUAACCCUCUGCAUAAUUCCACUGCCCUCAUCACUUCCAGCGGGGAGCUGUAUGCCGCCACAGCCAUGGACUUUUCCGGCAGGGACCCGGCAAUCUACCGAAGCCUGGGAGGACUUCCACCUCUGCGUACUGCUCAAUACAACUCCAAAUGGCUCAAUGAGCCCAACUUCGUUUCCUCCUAUGACAUCGGCAACUUCACCUACUUCUUCUUCCGUGAAAACGCUGUGGAGCAUGACUGCGGCCGGACAGUGUUCUCUCGCGCUGCCCGCGUCUGCAAGAACGACAUCGGGGGCCGUUUUCUGCUGGAGGACACCUGGACCACCUUUAUGAAGGCCAGGCUUAAUUGCUCACGGCCGGGCGAGAUUCCAUUCAACUACAACGAGCUGCAGGGAACCUUUUUCCUGCCUGAGCUCGAGUUUCUCUAUGGGAUUUUCACUACUAAUGUCAACAGCAUUGCCGCAUCAGCAGUGUGUGCCUUCAAUCUGAGCGCUAUUACCCAAGUGUUCAGUGGGCCUUUCAAGUACCAGGAGAACUCACGCUCCGCUUGGCUGCCCUACCCCAAUCCCAACCCUGACUUUCAGUGUGGCACUAUAGAUUACGGCUCCUAUGUGAAUUUAACGGAGAGGAAUUUGCAGGACGCCCAGAAGUUCAUUCUGAUGCACGAGGUGGUGCAGCCCAUCGUUCCUGUGCCAUACUUCAUGGAGGACAAUGUGCGCUUCUCCCAUGUGGCCGUGGAUGUAGUGCAGGGCAAAGACAUGCUCUAUCACAUCAUUUAUCUAGCAACAGAUUACGGUACUAUUAAGAAGGUGCUCUCUCCGCUGAACCAGACCACGGGCAGCUGUUUGCUGGAUGAGAUUGAGCUUUUCCCCCCAAAGAAGAGGCAGCCAAUCCGCAGCAUGCUCAUACUUCACAGCCGCAGUGAGCUAUUUGUGGGAGUCAGAGACCAGGUCAUCAAAAUCCCCCUGAUGCGCUGCAACUUCCACAAGUCUAGAGAUGCCUGUGUGGGGGCCAGGGAUCCGUACUGCGGCUGGGAUUUGGUGCUCAAGAAAUGCACCACCCUGGAAGAAAGUGUCAGCAUGAGCCAAUGGGAGCAGAGCAUCACACGGUGUCCUGUGAGGAAUGUGACUGUGGAUGGUCAUUUUGGAGCCUGGUCAGGAUGGAAAGCUUGCAGUCAUAGUGAUGGCGGCAGUGUUGGUUCAUGCCAGUGUCGUACUCGAGCGUGUGACAGCCCGAGCCCUCAGUGUGGAGGGCAGCCGUGCCAAGGAAUCAGUGUUGAGGUGGCUAACUGCUCCAGAAACGGGGCAUGGACGCCAUGGACGGCAUGGGCUCCUUGCAGCACCAGCUGCGGGAUCGGUUUCCAGGUCCGACAGCGUUCCUGCAGCAACCCCACUCCCCGCCAUGGAGGACGCGUUUGUGUGGGCCAGAAUCGUGAAGAGAGAUACUGCAAUGAGCACCUGCCCUGCCCCCCACAUGUCUAUUGGUCAGCAUGGUCUCCAUGGGAGCGCUGCACAGUUCCAUGCGGCGGUGGGAUCCAGUCGCGACGACGAAUGUGCGAGAAUGGAAACGACUGCCCUGGAUGCAGCAUUGAAUUCCAGUCCUGCAAUACCCUCCCUUGCCCGGAUCUAAAGAAGACCACUCCCUGGACCCCAUGGACGCCGGUGAAUAUCUCAGACAAUGGAGGCCACUACGAGCAGCGGUUCAGGUACACCUGUAAGGCGAGGGUCCCGGAGCCCAGCCUGCUGGAAGUAGGGAGACAGCGGAUUGAGAUGAGGUACUGCUCCAGCGACGGAUCCACGGGAUGCUCCACAGACGUGGAUGGGAGCUGGUCGUGCUGGUCACCUUGGUCUAAAUGCUCAGUGACAUGCGGAGGAGGCCACUACAUGCGCACACGCACCUGUAACAACCCUCCACCUGCCUACGGAGGUGACAUCUGCCUGGGUUUGCAUACUGAAGAGGCCCUCUGCAACAUCCAACCCUGCCCUGAGAGCUGGUCUGAUUGGUCCGAAUGGUCCCCCUGUGACUCAUCAGGGUCUCAGGUUCGCCUGCGACACUGUGACGUCCUGUUUCCCACCGGCAACCAGUGCUCAGGCAACAGCAGUGAAACUCGUGCCUGUCUACCCAUCUCCAACUUCAUCCCAGAAACGUCUGUUGCACGUUCAAGUCGGGAAGAACAAUGGUGUGGAGACUUCAAUGUGUUUCACAUGAUCGCCGUGGGUCUGAGCAGCUCCAUACUCGGCUGUCUGGUGACCCUACUGGUGUACACUUACUGUCAGAGAUACCAGCAGCAAUCCCAUGAUGCCACAGUCAUCCACCCCAUCUCUGCCGCCCCACUCAACACCAGCAUCACCAACCACAUCAACAAACUGGACAAGUACGACUCAGUUGAAGCCAUUAAGACUGUAGACUGCGAGUUCACUCGCCUUGCUUUCUACUGA
This is a messenger RNA of Sinocyclocheilus grahami, 2589 nucleotides long. RefSeq names its product semaphorin-5A. The annotation marks the transcript as partial. Lineage: Eukaryota; Metazoa; Chordata; Actinopteri; Cypriniformes; Cyprinidae. Gene Ontology annotation, biological process: axon guidance; neural crest cell migration; semaphorin-plexin signaling pathway. Gene Ontology annotation, cellular component: plasma membrane. The record is from RefSeq and is a predicted model, not a curated record. The transcript is spliced from 16 exons. Gene Ontology annotation, molecular function: chemorepellent activity; semaphorin receptor binding.